AUGUCGAUAGAAAAGUCAUUUCCUAGAGUGGAAAGUUUUGUACUGCCACCUGGCGAGCAAAGUUCAUCGCCAUCUGGUGAGAAGGUGGUUCACCACAAAGGAUCUGGAUUUGAUGAUGUUCUGAAACAAACUGUACAAGUAGUGCAGGGUGAAGACACAUGCAAAAAUGUUUUCCGUCCACCAGUACAAAUCUGCGUUCACAAAAUAAACAACUCCCCAUGCCACGGUGACAGUGGUGGACCACUUUCUUGUAAACUGGGAGAUAAAUGGUUUCUGAUGGGAGCUGUAAGCUAUGCCAGUGCCACCAAUUUCAUGGGCGGCCUCUGCGGAUUGCCAGAAAACAGAGUUGUGUUUGCUGCAACAGCUGACAAAGCUGAUUGGAUUAAAAACAUUAUUAAUAAAUAUAACUAA
Parasteatoda tepidariorum (common house spider) is the source of this 411-nucleotide messenger RNA. NCBI's taxonomy places the organism in Eukaryota, Metazoa, Arthropoda, Arachnida, Araneae, Theridiidae. The record is from RefSeq and is a predicted model, not a curated record.